CACAUGACAAAAAGAUGGAGAACGUGCCGGUCGGAAAAGUAUCUGUGGAGACAAAUUCAAGAUAUGGUAGAAUUAAAGAAAAGUUUAUGGGAUGUUAUGGAGGGAAACCUGAUUUUUAUGCCAGAGCAUCAGGAAGAGUCAAUCUAAUUGGUGAACAUAUAGAUUACUGUGGAUAUUCUGUGUUGCCGAUGGCUAUAGAACAGGAUCUAGUAAUCGCUGUAAAGUCAAAUGACAGUGGUCGUCUUCAAAUAGUUAACACCAACAUGGAAUAUGGAAUGUUUGAAUGUGAAAUAAACAAUUUUUCCAUCAACAAAGAGAAACCAGUAUGGCAUAACUAUUUUCUGUGUGGACUAAAAGGACUACUUGAACAUUGUAAAGUGACCAAGCCAAAAGGACUACAGUGUGUUGUAGAUGGCACUAUACCUAAAAGUGCUGGUCUGUCUAGUUCUAGUGCAUUAGUAUGUUGUGCUGCACUGGUGACUAUGCAUGCCAAUGGACAAUCACUUUCUAAGAAAGAGCUGUCUGACAUGUGUGCCCAUUGUGAACAUUAUAUAGGAACUGAAGGAGGUGGAAUGGACCAAGCAAUAUCAUUUAUGGCAAACAAAGGCACUGCCAAGUUAAUAGAAUUCAAUCCACUGAAAUCAACAGAUGUUGAACUACCAGAAGAUGUAGUGUUUGUGAUAUCAAAUAGUUGUGUAGAACUAAACAAAGCAGCUACCUCACAUUUUAAUAUCCGGGUUGUAGAAUGUCGACUGGCUUCACAGAUAAUAGCAAAGACAAAGGGAUUAAAGUGGAGGGAAUUCAAAAGAUUUGCUGAUGUACAGAAAGCAUUAGGAUUAACUUUAGAUGAUGCUGUAAAUGUUGUAAAGGAAAUACUUCAUCCAGAGCCAUACACAAAAGAGGAAGUUUGUGGAAUUCUAGAAGUAACUGCUGAUGAACUGUCUCAAACUAGUCUUAGUGCAAACACACUUGAUGUUAAAUCAUUUAAGUUACAUGACAGAGCCACCCAUGUGUUUAGUGAGGCCAAUAGGGUAUUACAAUUCAAGAGAACUUGCGACUUGAAACCAGAUGAUGCUUCAGUUGUCUUGGGUAACUUGAUGAAUGACAGCCAUACCAGCUGUAGAGACUUAUACCAAUGUAGCUGUGAGGAUUUGGAUAGAUUAGUUGAUAUUUGUUGUCAAUCAGGUGCUCUUGGAUCAAGACUUACAGGUGCAGGUUGGGGAGGAUGUGCUGUUUCCAUGGUUCCAGCCAAUCAAGUUGAUUCUUUCAUAAAGUCAGUUACAGAACGGUAUUAUGGGAAGGAUGAGAGACUUAAGGAAAGAGUUACAGAAAACCUGUUUGCUACACAACCAGGUGGAGGGGCAGUUAUUUAUGUCGAAUGAAAUUAAUAAGAAAUUGACUUCUUAUAUCAUUGUGAUGAAAAUUGUCUCCAGUCUAAUUUUAAAAUUGCAAGGACAAUAAAAUGAGGGUACAUUUAAUAGAGGGUUAUACUGACUAACAGGGUUAUAAAUAAGUAUUACUGGAUUAAUACUUCAAGGGAACUGUGGUGUUAUUGAGGAGGUGAUGGAAAGUUAACCUACUUACAUACAUAUUAUACAUAAAUAUUGACUUUUUGUAUGCUUUAAUGUUGAUUACUUUUAUCAUGUUUAUAGUAAACCAAAUAUGUUUUUCAUUUUAAUACAAAUGAACCAUAAUAAAUCAUAUUAGCAAUAGAUACAUUUGGGAACUGAUGGUUUUUUUUAUUUACAGUUAAAAUUGAUUUUAGUGGCUACAUUUGCAUUUCAAUCUUUGAUGAAACAUAUAUUUCUGGUAGAACGAGCAAGUUCUAUAUGUCUUUAUUUGAGGACGAUAUUAAUGUGUUUCUCUCAUCCAUUGUAAUAAAAAUUCAGACCCAAUUGCAAUUUUGUUCAUCCAAUCAAACUGAACUGCUAAAUGUUUUUACCAAAAUGUUCUAGGAGACCCAUGGUCAAGUCACCUGUUUUUGUAGGGCGAGUGCAAAAAGAAAGCAUACAUAUAAUCCUGUUAAAUUUGAUUUCAUCAACAUCUUUACUAUCACUACUACUACUAGUGAUUAAAUACCUUGACUACCCAUGAGGGUUUCACACAGUCUGCAAUUUACUAUACUCAGCAUAGCUCUACUUUUAUAAAUCAUCAAUGGUAAAGUCGUAUGAAAGGUAAGGUAGUAAUUUAUGAAUUGCUACAUAACUGUCAAUCGAGGAGGUUUGAUAAGAGCCAUUUUCCUACUUCAAAAAAUAGUAAAAUUCUUCAAUUCUUUCAAAAUUUGUGUUGUUUUAUUGAUAAUGAACAAGAUGAUAUCAUACAAAAAAUACCUCCUUACUUGUCAUGUGACUACAUUUGAUCAGUAAAGAACUCAGAACAGCUACAGUAAAGAUUAAUUGGAAAUUAAGACUAAGGAUUAAAAUUGGAAAAAUUUGAAAGACAAGGGGAAUAACUCUACAUAAUUUGCUCCAAGCUUAUCUUUGAAAUACACAAAUAUAUUCCUAAACAAAGCCGCUUAAGCAAAAUUUUGUGGGAGGUCAAUGGACACCCACAUUAGUGAAAGGCUAAUUUAUAUUGAAUAUUUCAUAUUGUGAUCAGAAAACUCAGUUAAACAUAAAGGUUUUAUUGUUAAUGUUUGUUGUUGGAGGUAAUACUUAGUUAGAUUUAUCUUGUCAGUAACAUAAUUGAUAUGUAAUGAAAACAAAAAAACAAUAAAGAAUGAACUGUACAACUUCACAAAAUUUUAUAUGAAUUGAGAUGUGGAUGUUGAAGGUACUUUAGGACCCUCUUCUUUGUACCGAAAAUUGGAACUAUUAUAUAUACUUAAUUUAUGCCAUAUAUUUAUAUAUUAUACAUUUAUAUUAUAUAUAUUAAAAUAUUUUUUUUAA
This is a messenger RNA of Mytilus californianus (California mussel), 2888 nucleotides long. Its product is annotated as N-acetylgalactosamine kinase-like. Gene Ontology annotation, cellular component: cytoplasm; cytosol. Gene Ontology annotation, molecular function: galactokinase activity; ATP binding. The transcript has 9 exons. Bases 15 to 1382 code for a protein of 455 amino acids. NCBI's taxonomy places the organism in Eukaryota, Metazoa, Mollusca, Bivalvia, Mytilida, Mytilidae. Gene Ontology annotation, biological process: galactose metabolic process; carbohydrate phosphorylation. The record is from RefSeq and is a predicted model, not a curated record.